CUGGAAGUAUUAAAUCGAAAGUGAAAGUAAACGAGACUUUCCGACCCUAUUUUAAUCGCGUAAACAAAUACGGAAGUAAAUACAUGUAGAUAUAGUUUGCAUUUGGCCACUAUAGACUAUGGUUGAUUUUGUGGGUCGUGUGAAGGAGAUAGAUAAUAUUACUGACAUCUUAUGCUCCCCUUCAUCUACAAAAAGUGCCGUCAUUUUGUAUGGAAUGAAAGCAGUAGGCAAAUCCUCGGUAGCUCGAGAAGUUUGCAAGAGUAUCGAGGAUUUGGAAGUACACUGGGUGGACUUAACACAUAUUGGAGAGGCAAUCAAAAUUCUUGAACCUUUAGUGAUCACGAUUCUAAACGAAAAUCAUCUAAUUAUCGAUGAAGAGAACGUCGAUGAUUUAUUUGAUGACUUGCUGGAAAGACUAUGUUGCAGACUUACAGGGCCCGAGAAAAAACACCUCAUUGUAUUUGACAAUAUGGAUGACGUAUUAGAAAGAAAAUUGUCAACGUACAUGACAAAGAUGAUUCAUACCCUUGCUUGUGUUGAUGGCGUACGAAUCUUGGCUACAUCAACGAUAAAACUUGAAAUCAAUCAUCCUUAUGUACUGGAAAUGGUACUAGAACCAUUAUCAAUCAAAGACUCUCAAAACCUGCUUCAUAAACUUUGCCCCUUCUUGAAACGGAAUGAAAUGUUUUACAAAGUAAUAGACCUGUGUGAAGGGUUACCACUUGUUCUUAAAAUGACAGCGAGUGAAAUUGAUGCAGGGGAGCUCACCGUGGAUGAAAUAGUGUGUUUACUGAGUCAGUGUCGACUGAAAUUUCUCAGCCAGGAGUUUUAUCCAAGUACAGACAGAUUAGGACCAGUGUAUCUCGCUUUUUUACGACGACUCUCAAAACCUCUGCAAGAUAAAUUGUCCAUGAUCAAUUAUAUCCCAGGUACCUUUGAUGAAAAGGAAGCUGUAGGAAUGAUGGGACGUGAAGACUCCUCCACUACUGGGCACCUGGAAGCAGCAAUAAAACAUCAUGUUAUUCACAAGUACGGAAUUCACAAAAGAUUGGACAUUCAUGGAAUUUUACGAGAUUGCAUAUCCGAGUUCAUGACAAUCAAGAACCUACCAUUGGUACGUACUAGAUUUUGUAAGGUAUUUUCUGAGAUCCUUCGGGAGUUGGAUGAAAAGUCUCGUACCUCUGACUACCAGGUGGCGCUCUGUCGAUUGAAUCAGGAGCAGCAGAACUUCAAUAAGCUGUUUAAAGAUGUCUUCCACUGCACUAGCGACACCUAUCACAUUUUUGUCAACAUUGCCUCCUAUCAAUAUAACAUGUCCACGUCAGCUUUUAUGUUUAAUUCACCUGAUUCAUAUGAAAUGGGGAUGGUUUUCUACGAAGAAUGUUUACGCCUAACUCGAAAACACGGGAAUGAUUAUGACACAUCAAAAGUACUUAAUGGUUUAGGACGUGUGGUGACAAAUAUAAAGGGAGACCACGUUCUUGGUGAGCGCCAUUACAGGGAAGCCUUACGUAUCAGACAGCGACAUCACAAACAACAGGACUACUUCCUGGCGUUCCUGUAUCAGAGCCUGGGUUGGAACCUAGGAUGCCAGGGGAAAACACUUGAUGCUAUAUUGUUCCUCGAGAAAGCCCUUAAGAUUGAACUGGAACUUGGGAUGUACACAGAAAAUCUAAUCUUGAAUACACUUCAGACGCUAGCUCUCUUUCAUCUGGAUUUAGAUCAUAUAGACGAUGGUGAAAAGUACCAAAUGGAAGCUUUUCGACGCAGACGACUGGCCAUAGGGACAGACAUGCACCCAAUCAUGGGUUCCAUGAUGAACAAUGUUGGUGAAAUGUAUGAAAAGAAGGGUGAUUUUGAAGAAGCAGAAAGCUAUUUUCGACGUGGACUAGAAAUAAAAACGCAUACGAACGCUGCAGUGAAAAGUAUAGUGUUAUCGGAAAUAAACUUGGCAAACCUACUGACGGAUACCGGACGGGCAGACGACGCCCUGGAUGUCCUGCAUUGUAGCAUGAAUCGGAUGGGAAAAUUCAGUGGUAUCUUUGAAGAUACACAAUCUCUUGUUCAUGAAAGUUUUGGUAGAGCAUUUAGGGAAAAAGGAAAAUAUAGAUUAGCCAUGAAAUCUUUUCGAGACGCCAUUGGCCGUCAUGGCGACAGUUGUGCACGUGAUUUCGGGGUAAUUGGUCUGCAGUGUCGAUUGGCGGAGAGCCUAACAUGUCUUCACAAAUACAAAGAAGUAAUAAAUGUAAUCAAAUAUUCUUUAAACCAGAAGGAUGCUGCAAUUAAGCACAAUCCGUCAUCAUUGGUAGUGCUUCGUUGUUACAAAAUCCUCAGAAACGCACAGAUUGAAUCCGACUGCAUCUGGGAUGCGCGAGAAUCAUACAAGAAAGGAUAUAUAGAAUUCAUACGCUUAAAAAACUUAUUUGAAAAUCUCGAUAACGAGAAUUGUCUUUUUAAACUUCAGACUGAAUGGGAUAUUGUACAAGCUAAUGAUGUUUUAGAGAAUGAUAUUGUUCAUGUACACUCUAUGUUCCUAUAGCCAUAAGAACUGGGGACAGAAACGACAAAUUUUCUGUCAAAUGCUAGGCAAAACUUGAACCAAGUUAAUUCCCAAUGGUUGAUCUUUUGCGUUUAAGCCACGAAUAAUGCAUGUAUGAAAACAAGCGUUUUUUUGCAAGUUCUAUAUGUUUCUUAUGUCGUUUUGAUGUCAUGAAUUACAUCAUUGCUCUUAGAGUGUUGCAAUUAAAACCAGGAAGACAUUUUCCAACAGCUAUUUGACAUUUUAACUGCAUGCACGCACGAUAAUCAUCAAUCUCCAUCGUGGAUUUCCCAUAUUUGUACAGCAAUAUUUCAAUAUCACUCGCAGAUGGUUUUUAUGCCUCUCAGCUGAUUCGAUACGCAAGAGCUUGUGCGUAUGACCAGUUUUUAAAUCGAGGCAGGCUACUGACAAAUAUAUUGAUGUUACAGGUAUUUGAACAGUCUCGUUUAAAGUCAGCCUUUCGCCAGUUCAAUGGCCGUACACUGUUGCUCGAGAACUAGCACUACGACCCUACUUUUUUCGUUUUGAUUUCAUAAUUCUCUGUCCAUGUAUAAAUCAAUGAUAUACUUCCAAAAAUGACAAUACUACAAAACUUAGGAGCGAAUCUCUAUAAUUGGUACUUUGGUAUUGUUUCAAAUAAAAAGAGAUACAGUAUUCAAAA
Ostrea edulis (European flat oyster) is the source of this 3200-nucleotide messenger RNA. RefSeq lists its product as uncharacterized. The record is from RefSeq and is a predicted model, not a curated record. Gene Ontology annotation, molecular function: protein binding. The transcript has 8 exons. Lineage: Eukaryota; Metazoa; Mollusca; Bivalvia; Ostreida; Ostreidae. The coding region runs from base 119 to 2539 and encodes 806 amino acids.